Molecule: messenger RNA, 3438 nt
Organism: Darwinula stevensoni
Lineage: Eukaryota; Metazoa; Arthropoda; Ostracoda; Podocopida; Darwinulidae
Source: the annotation of a GenBank genome assembly
CCAGCUGCCCACGUGCCCCUAGUGGCUUCUCUUUCUCAUUCCUCUUCAUUUCCCUGAAAGUGUCGGUGGAAGUCAAUGCAAGAGGCGAUCAAAGACUCGGAGCUUCGAGAACUCUUCGAGAAAUAUUCCUGCUAUGUGGGCAGGAUCUUGCUUGGAUCUCAGAUUCUUUGCGGCUUCAUCACUGCCAUCGUCGCAUUAGCCUUCACCGUCUCCCAAUACCAUGAUCUCGCGGUCGGGAGAUUGGUGUACAUCAGCCUCCUGGCAGGGGCAUUUGGAGCCCUACUCAUCUCCAUCACGUGUUUCGCGGAUUCCUCCUUCUCCUGGCUGGCACCGUACAUCUCCUGGGUCACGUGGUUCCUCUGCCUGACCUCCGUUCACCUGCUCUACGCGUUGUUUUCACCUGCAGAGCCACUGAAUUCCGUGGUCUAUGUCUUCGCUCUCCUUCUUGCCACGUCCGUGUCUCACAGCCUGGAAUGCUUGGCUGCCAGCGUCAUGACCAUCCUCACUGCCCUGUCUUUUCUCUUGCCUGUGAUACUUUCACCUGUCUGCCAACCCCUACGCCCUUUUCAGUUAAGUGGAGCCGUGAUCUUUUGCCUCUUCGGGACAGCGGUCAGCCUUUACUUGAGACGCUUAUGGGAGAGACAACAGAAAUGCAUGUCUGAAGACAGUCGCCCCUGCAUCGAAUCUCGCAUCAAAAUGGAAUGCGAGAAAGAGCAACAGGAAACCUUGCUCCUCAGCGUCAUUCCAGCCUACAUUGCCGUCGAAGUGAAGCGGAACGUGAUGUCGAAAAUGAGGGAAGCCACGCAGGAGAGCACGGCUCUCAAACAACAGUUUUACGACAUGUACGUCCAGAGGCACAAUAAUGUCAGCAUCCUGUAUGCAGACAUCGUCAACUUCACGCCAUUGUCUGAGAAGCUCUCAGCGGCCAAUUUGGUUCAUGUGCUCAACGAGCUCUUCGGCAUGUUCGACGAGAUUGCUCAGGACAAUCAAUGCCUGAGGAUUAAGAUCUUGGGCGAUUGCUACUACUGCGUAUCUGGCUUGCCCGUCUCCCGCCCGAAUCAUGCGUCCAAUUGCGUCACCAUGGGCCUGAGCAUGAUCGAAGCCAUCAAGAUGAUGCGAGAGGCCACUGGGUCCGACAUCGACAUGAGGAUCGGGAUUCAUUCCGGGAGUGUUUUGUGUGGGGUAAUCGGACUUCGAAAGUGGCAGUUUGACGUCUGGAGCGAUGACGUCACACUAGCCAAUCACAUGGAAUCUGGGGGUGUCCCUGGAUUACUUCGUCGGAUGCAUGCCAUGCUAUUUGAUGACGUCUAUUGUCUCACGGAAGCGGGUGCGAACGAUGAUCUCGUGCCUGCCGUCUUUUCCAGGCGGGUUCACAUCACGUAUGCGACGCUGAUGGAGUUGAAUGGGAAGUUCGAGGUGGAGCCGGGGAACGGGAAGUCCAGGGACUCCUAUCUGGCCGAACAUUCCGUCGAAACCUACCUUAUCAAACGACCCAAAGAUUUCUCCGUGUUCGAGUUGAAGGGUCGGAGUAACUUGAUCAGGAAUAAAAGUAUCGAGUGCUGGGGAGUGGACAAGCCUUUUGCCAGCACCAGCGAAGCCCACAUCGCUCGAAAUGUGGCGAAGUCGUUCUGUGGUUCGGACGACUUCUAUCCGCUUCUGAUGACGUUCAGAAGUCGAGGGCUGGAAGAGGAAUACGGCAAGGAAGAGGAUCAUCACCUGCGACUUUCGAGUGCCAUGGCUUUUCUUGCCUUCCUCGUCUGUGCCGUUCUUCACUUCCUUCACCUCACUCCGUCGACUGGGAUGUUGGUCGGGACGGGACUUACGGGGAUUUUCCUCAUGAUUUGCUUCGCUUUCGUCUGGUUGAGAAGACCGAAGGAAGACGUCUUAUUCCGACGGACCCUCCUUUUGUCUUUCGUCAACCUUGCCAUUGUUCUCUAUACUGGCAUUCCAUUAUUUUUCCAUCACGACUCGUGGUCGAUGGCGGUAUCAACGAAGGAUAGCCGUAAUUCCACAGAUGGAGAAUCGGAUUCAUUCCUCGCUCAUUCAGAAUCUCCUUGUUUUGAGCUCCCACUGAGCACGGCGGCGGCAUUGGUGAGUAUAAGCACGUCGGCCCUCUUCCUUCGAUGGCAUUUCCUCCUAAAGCUUGUCACAAUGCUUCUCGCUAUCAUCCUCCAUUCCGUCUGGCUCCUCGUCUUUCGACCGCGAAGAAGCAUGGAAGGAGGAGGAGAGAGGUCUUGGGAAUUGAUCUUAGCCAUGUGCCUGCUUUGUGGGAUCCUGCAUUCCCUCAAUGCGAAUUUGGAGAAGAGUCUCCGCUUGAAAUACCUUUGGAAUGCCCGGCUGACGGUUCCUCAUGAAGACGAGGAGACCAUGAGGGUCCUGAAUAAAGUCCUACUCGAGAAUAUGCUCCCUGGCCACGUCGCCAGGCUGUUCCUCUCUCGAGACAAUACCACUCAGGGUCUGUAUCACGAGAAAUACUCCAGUGUGGCCGUGAUGUUUGCUUCCAUUCCCAACUAUAAGGAAUUCUACGACGAGAACGACGUGAAUCAACGAGGUCUGGAGUGCCUACGACUGCUCAACGAAAUCAUCUGUGACUUCGAUAAGCUGCUGCUGAAGCCGAAAUUCAGCAGCAUCGAGAAAAUCAAGACAAUCGGGAGCACGUACAUGGCAGCUGCUGGCCUCCAACCCGGCGAAAGGAAAGAGGCGGAGGGACGAACACGAAAGGAAGAGCAGAACCUGGUGGUCAUGGUUGAUUUUGCCUUAGCCAUGAUGGCCGUGCUUGAUCAAAUCAACAAGGAGUCCUUUCAGCGGUUCAAGCUUCGGAUCGGCAUAAACCAUGGACCAGUCGUGGCCGGGGUCGUCGGGGCUCAAAAGCCUCAGUAUGACAUCUGGGGUAACACCGUGAACGUCGCAAGUCGCAUGGAUAGCUGCGGUCAAAUGGGCAAAGUCCAGGUGACGGAGGACACGGCAAAAUGCCUGGAAGCAGCUGGCCUGGAACUGGAGUUCAGGGGUCCCACAUUCGUGAAAGGGAAAGGGACUUUGACCACCUACUUUCUGAAGACCAUCUUCGACGCUCGCCCCUGUCCCUGACAAGAGUCACUAUUUCCCCAUGGACUUAAUCUCGCUUUAUGCCUCUCGCUUCUCACUCUUUCGUCUUGGGAUUCCAUGUAAUUUCUACCCCACCUUGCGGGAAGAUAAAUGGAGAAAGCAACCAGAGAGAAACCCCUCCUUCUGCUUGGAUUCGCGCCAGACUCACUUCUUCACCUGGUUCCGUGGGUACAGUAUGAAGUUAUAUCCUACACUGUGAAUGAGAAAAAGUAGGCGUCCAGCUUCAUAUUUUCGAGUCCAUUUUUCUCUGUAAUCGCCAGAAAUAUUGCCAUGCGACCCACUCCCCAAUUUGACAAUGAUGAAUGUCAGUUUUCGUAUAUGCUACGUGCAGCG